This is a messenger RNA of Lodderomyces orthopsilosis Co 90-125, 735 nucleotides long. Its product is annotated as glutathione S-transferase. The record is from RefSeq and is a predicted model, not a curated record. Lineage: Eukaryota; Fungi; Ascomycota; Pichiomycetes; Serinales; Debaryomycetaceae. The transcript has 2 exons. The coding region runs from base 1 to 735 and encodes 244 amino acids.
AUGCCUCAAGAAGAUAGAAUCACUGUUCACUGGUUGAACUUCUCCCGAGCCCAAAGAAUUCUUUGGUUGUUAGACGAAUUGAACUUAUCGUAUGACUUGAAAGUUUAUGAAAGAACCAAAGAAUACAGAGCCCCUAAAGAGUUGGAACAGGUCCAUCCUUUGGGGAAGUCCCCAGUUGUUGAAAUCACCAAACCUGAUGGUGAAGUGAUUCAACUUGCUGAAUCUGGGUGGAUUGUCCAAUACUUGAUUGACAACUAUGACACGGAAGGAAAGCUUAAACCAGCUACUAUCCAAGAUAGUAAUAAAGUUAAUUACUUUCUCCAUUAUUCUGAGGGAACUUUCCAACCGUUGUUAGUUGGGUUGUUGGUCAAUCAAAUGGCAACUAAAGUCCCACCAUUUCCAGCCAAUUGGAUUGCUGGUGCUGUUGUCAAGGGAAUCAAUGCCAAAUAUUAUGGCCCCGAAUUGGAAAAGAAUUUGAAAUACUUGAAUGGCAUUGCUGCCGCUCAACAUUCCAACGGCAGUAAGUACUUGGUGGGAAACAAAUUGUCUGGUGCUGAUAUCAUAUUGAGCUUCCCAAUCGUUUCCAUUUUUACUACAGGUAGAGGCUUACGCCCAAGUGUUGUCGAUGAAUUUCCUGAAUUGCACAAGUAUUAUCAAAAUUUGAGUCAGGAAAAGAGUUUGAAGAAUGCCAAUGAAAAGAUUGCUCAAUAUGAACGUAAUCCACUCAAGUUGUAG